Messenger RNA from Paramecium octaurelia, 801 nucleotides. The record is from the annotation of a GenBank genome assembly. Lineage: Eukaryota; Ciliophora; Oligohymenophorea; Peniculida; Parameciidae.
AUGACCUAGCUCUAACUAGUUAUAAAUUUAAUAAAACAUAAGAACUCUCAAUAAAUAGCAGACUGUUUAAUUUGUAGUUCCAUUAAUGUUAAAUUCUACUACUAUAAAUUAUAAUUCAGUAAAUUAAUUGUCAAUUUCAAAUAAAUUAUAUUUCACUAAAAUGAGGAUUUACUAUUUUCUGGAAGUUAUGACAAAUCAAUCAAAGUUUGGAAGGUUGACUUUAAUCAAAAUUAAUUAAUAUUUCUAUAUUCAUUAGAUAAACAUAAUGAUGAGGUUAUGUCAUUAAGUUUAAAUUAAUCAGAAGAUAAAUUAGUAUCAUGUGCAGAUAAUUAGAAUCAAAUUAUUAUUUGGGAAAGGAGACAAAAUAAUCAGUUUGAAUUCAAGUAUUUUGUUAAAUAAUCAAUUUAAGAAAAAGGACUUAAGGUUAAGUUUAUUAAAGAUAAUUAAUUUAUUUGGAUAACUGGUGGUAAAGAAAUAGAUAAACUUUAUGUGUUUGAAAUAGAAUAAGGAAUCUUUUAAGAAAAUAAGGACAAGACAAUUUAAUUAAUUGCAAAUAAUCAAAAUGUUGAUGAAUAUCGUUUUCCAAUUGUUUAUAAUAAAGAGAGGAAUUUGAUAUUAGUAAGGCAUAAGACAUAUAUUUAUAUCAUCAGAGAAAUUAAUGAUGCCAAAUACAAAAUUUAUCAUUAACUUAAUUGUGAAACAAUUGGUAUUUUUGGAACUAUCACAAAUAAUGGGUAAUAUUUGGUAUAUUGGGAUAGCAAAAAGUAAGAAUAUUCAACAUAUGAAUUAUUAAAUUAAUGA